This is a messenger RNA of Larimichthys crocea (large yellow croaker), 1183 nucleotides long. Its product is annotated as protein S100-A11. Gene Ontology annotation, cellular component: perinuclear region of cytoplasm. The coding region runs from base 420 to 683 and encodes 87 amino acids. The record is from RefSeq and is a predicted model, not a curated record. NCBI's taxonomy places the organism in Eukaryota, Metazoa, Chordata, Actinopteri, Sciaenidae. The transcript has 2 exons. Gene Ontology annotation, molecular function: transition metal ion binding; calcium ion binding; calcium-dependent protein binding.
UCUGGGGUUUUCCGAAUGAGGUGAUUCAUCCGAUAAUCCGUAACUGCUUUCAGAAACUAGUUACUCAUCUGAGAGUGCAAUCGCGUCAUGGAAAAAGGUCAGUGGUGUUUGGGAAGCAUGGUUUACAUUUUUACUCAUUGCAAUGAAUGGUAUACAGGAACCACAAGCUGUAAAUAUAUAACGAUAAAUGAGUGAAUAUAGUAAUGGAUUAUCUUCUUUAAUGUCCUAUUGUCUAGAAAAAGACCAGGAACACUUGUGCCUUCACAACGUAGCCUCACACAUACCUGAUUUGGUGAGUCUAUGGGAUUCAUGUCACCAGCUCAGAUCAGACUGAGCUUGAACUUGAUCUGUACGUAACUGUAUUUUAUCUUUCCCAAAAUAUUGGCUGAAUAUCCUUCCUGUUCGCCUCUUGACUUGUGAUGGAGUCGGCAAUCGGUGUGCUGGUGUCCCAGUUCAAGGCGUACGCUGGCAGUGAUGGUUCCUCUGACACGCUGAGCAGGGAUGAGUUCCACAGACUGGUCUCUUCAGAGCUCCCUAACUUUGUCAAGAAUGCCAGUGACCCCACUGCCAUUGAGCAGCUCAUGAGCUCACUGGACAAGAACAAUGAUGGAGAGCUCAACUUCCUGGAGUUCUGGCAGCUGAUUGGGCAUCUUGCAAGCGAACAUGGGGGGUUCAGCCAAUAGAGUAUCCUCGGAUACUCUGUUCCAGCUUCUUCUGUGUUACUGACUUGUCAGUGAGCCAUACAGUUUUAGAAAAUGGGAAAACAGCCAAGUGGAAAACACCCUGAAGUGUUUCAACUGUGAAAUGCUGUGUUUUUAUCAGUAGUGUGCAUUUCUUCUCAUCCUUUCCUCACACCAGCCGCUGCCAAACUGGCACAGACUUUGUCACUGAAUACUAUUGACCACUUUUGGCAAUAUUAGAAUCACUACUAAUGGUUUCCCAACACACACACUCACACACACACACACACUCACACACAGGUUUACUAUGGUGUCUCAAAACUGAGAAUAUGUAUGUUAGCAGUAUGUAUUCUUGGCUUGUCUUAAUCUUGGUGAACACACCAUGUGGUUUUUAUCAUCUCCUUCAAGCAGACAAACAGGGGUGUGGUGUGUCGACAGAGCAAGAUUUUAUGUUCAGAUCUUUAAAUAAAUAUAAAGAAAUAGUAAAAUAUUAAAACGUGUGU